Linum trigynum is the source of this 3841-nucleotide messenger RNA. Lineage: Eukaryota; Viridiplantae; Streptophyta; Magnoliopsida; Malpighiales; Linaceae. The record is from the annotation of a GenBank genome assembly.
CCAACGUAGAAUUGAAAUAAAAAUGGUGUGUGCCUACUAUGGACAGGUUAUGUGGUUUUGUUGUAUGAUUGAUUAUUAAAUGGAUGGUUGCCUUCUUGCAUAACUACUGAUUUGUUUCAUCAGUAUACUUUUUUUAACCCUAUGUGAAUCUGCCUUUGCAUUGCAUGGUAUAUUAGGUAAUUUUUGUUUUGCAAAAUCUGCCGCCUUAAGAUCGACCCUCUUGGUUAAAAUAUCAUUAGUUAUAUACUGUAAUUCGCUAUGCCUAUAUGGUGCCCUCUAGAAUCGCCCACCAAUAUUCAAACACUUGGAAGUGACCAGAGUAUUGUGUUUAGUUUUUUUCCCCCAUCAUCUCUUUGUCCAAUGCUGGCUACUCUUCAUUGAUUGCAGAGAAGAUGAUUGUUGUGUAUCAAUCAAAAUGUUUAUUGUAAGAAGUUGUGUGAUGAUUAAAGUUCACAACUUUUGAAAAUGAACUGAAAAAUUGUGUUUGAGUCAAAUAUUAUGAGGGAAGUAGUUCCUGAAAAUUCAUACAAAGAACCAUGAUAGACCAAAGAAGUAACAAAAUUAUCGUGUCACUUUAGUUAAAGAGUUGGGUCAAAAUUUCACUAUAGGUUGUGUGAUUUUUGAUGGAUUAGUUUGUUUUCAUGGUUGAAUUUUGGUGGAUCAUGAUCCACAUCAUGGACUCUGCUCAAUCUUCUAAUGUAAAUAAUCAUGAGAAUAAGUAACUUGCGUAAUUUUCGGUUUCAUUGUUUUUAUGAAUUUUUCAAAUCUCCAUAAGUUCAAAUGAGGACCGCUAUGGAUCACAAGGGAGCUAUGAAGAGCAAAGGUACCCAGUGGACAGAAAGGGACUACGUUUCACCCCCUUUGUUGCUCUUUUGCCUCAACUUCUGUACUCAAUUUUCUUUGAAAUUUGGAGUGGAAAUUCUAUCUGUUAGGCGAACUGGAGCAUUUAAACUGCAUGAAGUAAUCGAUAUAUGUUCUGACCCUACUGCUAUUUAUCAAUAUGGUUCUAUUGAGCUUGGUAUUCUAGAAUCUAAAGUUCGAUUCCUUUUAUGUUGGGUUAAUAUUUUCGUAUGGGCUGAACUUUUAUCAAAAUAAACAUCCUGGCCAAUCUUUUUGAUCUAUAACAUCCUGGCCCGAACUAUACACCAAUAUAAACAAUUUGGCCAGAACCGACUUUUGACCGUUAACUUGGACGGUCAAACGCGUUGACUAACGGUCAACGCGCCACGUUCUGCCAAGUCAACAAUUUUCACUUAAAUUUUUUUACAAUUUCCACCUAUUAUCAUUUUUUUAUAUUUUGAACGCCAAAAAAAAGUUAAACAAAAAUAAAUCAAAUUAAAAAAAUAAACUCUUCAUCCCCUCUCUGAUCCCUUUCACUCCCCGCUGUCAUCUGUUCUCCAAAAAUCAUCUUCUGCUUAUCCUUCUUCCAUCACAAUCAACUGUAAAUGCCCCAAGUGUAAAGUCCAAUCCAUCUCCCCCGUCACCGCACCAGAGAACCUGGGUGAUUAUCCCCAAAAUUCCCAAAUCGUAAAUCAAAUAAAAUCUGAAGUCCAAACCUUUACUCGUCAUCAUCAUCGCCAAACGGAGGGAAAUGAAAAGAUUGGAUAAUGGUGAGCUUCCCUCCAUCCAUGGCGGCGAGUGCGAAAAUGGUGGUACCAAGGUCGAUUCCACAACUUUUCGCUCACCGCCCUUAGUGGAUCGUAGCUCCUCUGCCCUCUUUCGCUUGCUCCCGCUGCCGUCGUCGAGCCCCAGGGGAGGAAGGAAUCAGGCUCACCGACAAACUAGCAACAGCAAGAGGCCCGCCGCCGGGCUCGAGAAGAGGCAAUCGAGCGGGAGUGCGGGCGAAUGAGCCGGAGUGAGGGAUAACAUAGAGGGAUUCAUUAUCCUCUUUGAUCCCGAUCAACUGAUUGAGGACCUCUCUCUCGUUCAAAUCACGGAUCUAGGGUUUCAAGUUCUCAAAUCGUCGCCGAGUUCCUGGAUCCAAUGGCAAUGGAGUCGUCGGAUGGGGAAGAUGAAGGGAAAUUACGGGAGGAAGCCAUCAUCUGGUUGUGGUGGACGACCUGAGAGAGCUGGUGAACAUUCAAUUCCAUUUGGAGAGGAGACAACAACAGGGAGUGAAAGGGAUCAGAGAGGAUGGAAGGGGGUUUGUUUUUUAUUUUGUUUAAUUUUAGUUUUUUUUGGUUCAAAAUGUCAAAGAAAAAUGAUAAUAGGUGGAAAUUGUAAAAAUAUUUAAGUGAAAAUUUUUGAUUUGGCAGUGACGUGGCGCGUUGACUGUUAGUCAACGCGUUUGACCGUCCAAGUUAACGGUCAAAAGUCGGUUCUGGCCAAAUUGUUUAUUUUGGUGUAUAGUUCGGGCUAGGAUGUUAUAGAUCGAAAAGAUUGGCCAGGAUGUUUAUUUUGGUCAAAGUUCAGGCGAUACGAAAAUAUUAACCCUUUUAUGUUCUAUAACCGCUACUUUUCUUUCGUACGGUUUGGUGGUUCGAUAGUAUUAUGCUUUUGCAUAAUUAAAACGCAUGAUUGGUUUCUCUAUGAUGAUAAUCUCAUUUGUAGGUCUUACAUUACAGGAUUGGGAAAAGGGAACAAAGAUGAAUAGUGAUGGAAGAUGUAAGGAACAAUGAAAUACAGCCUUCCCGGUCUCUCAACAAUGACGACUUGCUGUUAUUGCUCAUAUCAUCAUCAUCAUGAUUUUGCGUGUAAGUCUGAUAGCACAAUUCUCCGCUCUUUGGUUUCAUAUUAGUUACUAAGAGGUUCUUGAACUACUACUCAGCACUCAAAAUUUUGAAUACAGGAUUGUUCGAUGGCUUGAUGAGACCGACUUUGACAAGCACUAAGUGGUUACAGCUUAGAGUGGUUCCCUUUGUUUUGUAUUUCCGGUUAACAUGUGUUUUUUUGUACAUGGUUGCUAAUUUUUCAGAGUUGUGAAUUAAGUGAAUGGGAGGGAAGAAAAUGCUAUACCAAAUUGUAAUUACUAUUCGGAUGCUCCUUUAACACGUUUCCAUCAGGUGUCUUUAAUUAUGCAGAUUAUCUCAACGACAUUUGACCUUCUCUUUGGUGAUAAUGUAGCAACUGCACUGCUUAAGCAAUCUGUCAAGCAUUUCUCGACCUAAGACUGCCUGCCUUAGUUCCACUGUAGGGAACUGUUUUUGCAGUUGACAUAAGACCAAUGCUGAUCAACCGCCUACACUUGUGGUCGUCUCAGUAUGGGAUCCCCUUUGAUUUUAGCAAAAAACAAUACCAUGUCCUGUGUUUUCUUGCUCCUACGUCUGCUAUCAAAACCUAGAAUUCUAUGUGCUUUGACACGGUACUCAAACAUGUAUCCUAUUUCGUAUCUCUAACCAUUCUGCUUGAAUUAAUAAGUCCAUUUUCCGUUAAUCUCCUCAUAAAAAGUCUCUUCGUACUUUCCACCACAUCCAGUACAAAUAUCCUGAUAUCAAGUUUACAAUAUUUUAAAGUUAAUCACACAUUAUUCACCAACCCGCUGCGAAGCGCAGGCUUUCCACCUAGUUUAAUAUUAAAAUGAUCAUCAUUGAAAACUAACAUGGAAAUUAAUCGCAGAAACUGAGAGGAAGAUAACUAUCAACCACUCCAACGGGCACAUAUGCAUGGUCAUUAAACCAUGAUUAAUGAAAGUUCAAUACGUUAAUCCGUAAAUUUAAACCACAAAACGUAGGUAGACCUACGCCGACCGAAUGGUGUAGGCGGCCAAACAACGUUGUUUAGAUCUCAUUUGAACGGCUGGACAGUGCCGAUCAGCAGGGUCUGAUGCACCUCAUGUACUCGUCCCAACCACAGCAGUUGUCACUUGUCAAUGCCUGUUAACGAACAAAACACUUUGUCUCAA